UCCAUUCUUCAUGUAUUCAUUCAAAGCCAUCACAAAUCUUUCUUACUAAUUAAUCUAAAAUCAUAUUCUUCAUCCCAUUUGUUUUCUUACCUACAACAUGAGUUUCAUGAUAGUUGAUUUGAUCCAAUACUUCAGGGACACCGGAAUCUAUUUGUUUUCAUCUCAACAUUCCAAGGUUCCACUUGAGAAGACGACCCAUGAUCCCAUACUAUCAAAAACACACCUUUCUUUCACCAACAACAAGACCACCUUUGACAAUCACAGUGUCCACGGAGAUGAUUUGGAGUUGCUGAUGGUGAAUCUCGGUGUUUCGGGCUGUGAAAAGCUACCCGAGGUGUUGAAUACUGAAGAUGUGUUUAAUAUUUUUGAAGAGGAAGAACCAAGAUUGGAUGAAGUGAAAGAAGCAUUUGAUGUUUUUGAUGAAAACAAAGACGGGUUUAUUGAUGUACAAGAGUUGCAGAGAGUUAUGUUGGUUUUGGGAUUGAAGGAAAGAAUGGAGAUUGAAGAUUGUAGGAGGAUGAUCCGAGCGUUUGAUCAGAACGCCGAUGGUAGGAUAGAUUUCAAUGAGUUUGUGAAGUUGAUGGAGAAUUCUUUCUGUUGAACUCUAGAGUGUUGUUUACCAUUCGUUUAUUGAUAAUCAUAUUUUUCGAAAGAUUUGUAUAUCAUUCUUUCUUGAUUUUGUAUUCGACGUAUCGAUUCGAAGGGUCUAUCGCUUAUUAUU
Helianthus annuus (common sunflower) is the source of this 721-nucleotide messenger RNA. Its product is annotated as probable calcium-binding protein CML46. The transcript has a single exon. Bases 98 to 601 code for a protein of 167 amino acids. Gene Ontology annotation, molecular function: calcium ion binding. The record is from RefSeq and is a predicted model, not a curated record. NCBI's taxonomy places the organism in Eukaryota, Viridiplantae, Streptophyta, Magnoliopsida, Asterales, Asteraceae.